Messenger RNA from Blepharisma stoltei, 2108 nucleotides. The record is from the annotation of a GenBank genome assembly. Lineage: Eukaryota; Ciliophora; Heterotrichea; Heterotrichida; Blepharismidae.
AUGCAAGACAUAAGCCAAGGACGAAGCUCCCUACAAAAAAUUGGAUAUAAUAAGAAUCCACCAAACCAUUCUAGGUCUCCGUCACAAUCUAAACAGAGAGCUUCUAGAUCGUUGACUCCAAAUAAAUCCACAAAAGAUCUGAAAUCUGAAAUUUGAAGAUUUUCGGAGUCUGAAAAAAUGCAACAAGGGUCAAAAUUAAGCAAAGAAAUGCCAAUUGGAGAAAUUGCGAAAAAUUUACUGGAUUUAUAUGAGAAGGAUAGAGAAGAUUCGCCAUGUGAAAAUGCUGAUGAAAAAGAAAGGUUUCUUUAUAAAAAACUGAUUUCUUCGCUAAAUAACUUAUCUUCGCUAAAAUCAAAAAUAGCUGAACUUUUUGAAGCAGUACAAAAAAAUGAAACUUCUCAAUGCUGCCUUUUAUGUGGCUGCAAUUGCAAGCUUAAACUUAAAUGACGUUAAAGUCUUUCAAAUUAGAUAACCUGUUUUUGCCUGAGGCGUCCAGUUACCUGAACCCUGCCUCAGCAGCAGUCUACUCCCGGACUGAGAUUGCACUGAUAUAUAUAGUUUGCCUGCUAGAAAGACUUCUCCUUGAUUCUCGUCUUGUAAGGGUGUAUGAAGGCAAAGUUAGCCUGAUACCCCCUGUCAGUCACCUUGAAGGGAAGUGACGCCCAGAAAAAAAUGAGCAACGGCCUUCAGGAGCCGGCAGAAAGAAUCCGUGGAUCAAAAAACAUCCGGAUAAUUAAUAUUUGGGCUAGAAUGGCCGCCAGCUUACUCCCAAGAUUAUCUGCCCCGUAGGGCCGUUCAAGGCAAGCUAAGGGUUAGGAUUAAAGGGUCUAGACCUUGUUUAGGAUAUAAAGCCAUUUUACGCCUAAAGUAGUACAUCGUCGUUAAUGGUAUAUAUUUGUCGCCACCACCAUCAUAUUAAUUAUGCAGUUGCAAAGGAAAAUCUUAUGGAGACACUAAAUUACCAAGAAAAAAAUAUUAUGACCUUGACUUGACUUCAGGGGUGCCUAAAAUGUGUUUGAGCUGUAAAAACUACAGCCUCUUUCCCUCUCAAUCAAAAAAACGUAUUUGCAGCUAUUGUGAAAAUUCUGAUAAUAUAAGUUUAAGCCAAAAGCUUAACUCCUUAUCACUUUUCCUUGAAAUCUCAACUUUGAACGAAAGUGUAUAAUUUAUUUUUAAUUUUUUUACUAGCUUUGCAAGCUAAAAUAAUUUUUUUUCUGUAAACUACAUAUAUUUUUUAUUAGAGAGCUUAAAAUAUUUAUAAUAUACGAUUACUUAUUCAAAUAAUGCACUAAUCUAUAUCAACGUAUGCUAAAAAACUCAACUCAAAGAUAAUAAAAGUUGAAUCUAUAAACAAAUCAGCGCAGGUAUCACUAGAAACCCCUGCCACAAAUUUAAUUCAUUUAACAAUACCAUGAAAAAAGCGAGUAGACUCUUUAGGAGGCUCCCAGCAGCUUCAGCCAAGUCACAUGCAUCAUGGAAGUCAAAUUUUUAAUAAAAAUACUAAUUUUUCCAUCGAUAAUGAAGUCGACUCAUAUUUAGAAGCUGAAGAAUCAAGUAUCUCUAAAUUAAGCAGAAAUAGCUCAAAAUCAUCGAAUCUUCCAAUGACUCCAAAUUUCAAAGGCAAAGAAAGACCUGAAAACUUCAAGAAUUUCAUGUCUGCUGAUAAUGAAAUUUAUGUAAUAAUUCAAGAACAAAUAGGUAUGCUUAAUCAAGACCUUCAGAUACUAGACGUCAAAGGUAUAUGUGAGGAAAAUCAUAGAAAAUAUCUCGACUAUUUAACAAUGGUACUAAAUGAUGCAGCGAAAAAAAUCCCAAAAGAAUCAAAAAUGAUAGGUCUAAUAUUUGCUGGAAUGAUUAGUCUUUGUGAAUUAGUAAUAGCUUCAGAAGUUGAUAAAUUCAAAUAUUUUGAUGAUUUAAUUAAACAAUCACAGUUAAAACUUGAAGAAAAUUAUAUGCUUAAAACUAAGCUGUUACAAUUUCAACAGAAUGCACAAGAAGAUCAAGAGAAGUACGAAGAAAAGUUCGCUUACAUGAAAAAUCUUUUAAUAAAGUAUGAAGAAAUAUUGGGGAUGUAUAGAAGAGAAUUAGAAAAUUUUAAAAAUAAUUAA